AUGUUCGGUUCACCAUCUCCAGCGUCACGUCACCUCCGGCGCCGCCAGCAGAAUUACUCCUGGGACCACGGCUACCUAUACCAAUCUGAACUCACACCCGUUCCCUCUUACGAAGACCUCCCCACUCCCACUGCCAUGCACUCCCCAGUCGACCUUCCCUCCCGCGUCAACGCUCUGAACCGCCGUGCAGCUAUCGUCUCUGCGAACCUAGGGCAUCUAACAACCGUCGUCAAACCGCUUGAGACAAUCAAACCCGAUGGCCUGAGCGAAAGCCAUCUCACUGAUAUGUGGGAAGAGGGCGUGUGCUUGGGUAAAGCAAUGGAGGAGUUCAAGGAGCAGAUGGAGGAAGUGAGCUUGAUACUGGAGGAGUUGCUGAUCGGUCGGAAGAAGGCUAUGAAGGUCUUGGGUGGGGUUGGCAUGGGACUGGAGAAUGGUAGAAGUAUGUCAAGGGGCUUUGGUAGAAGGAGGGGAAUGGGGUUCUGA
Alternaria atra is the source of this 483-nucleotide messenger RNA. RefSeq lists its product as uncharacterized. The record is from RefSeq and is a predicted model, not a curated record. The transcript has a single exon. NCBI's taxonomy places the organism in Eukaryota, Fungi, Ascomycota, Dothideomycetes, Pleosporales, Pleosporaceae. The coding region runs from base 1 to 483 and encodes 160 amino acids.